Penicillium daleae is the source of this 1032-nucleotide messenger RNA. Its product is annotated as putative RNA binding protein. The coding region runs from base 1 to 1032 and encodes 343 amino acids. Gene Ontology annotation, cellular component: nucleus. NCBI's taxonomy places the organism in Eukaryota, Fungi, Ascomycota, Eurotiomycetes, Eurotiales, Aspergillaceae. Gene Ontology annotation, molecular function: mRNA binding. Gene Ontology annotation, biological process: mRNA export from nucleus. The record is from RefSeq and is a predicted model, not a curated record. The transcript has 7 exons.
AUGGACCGCAGCCUUGACGAGAUUAUCGCAGAGGAUUCAUCGCGCAAACAGACCCGUCCCUCUGGCGGUCGACGCAAUCCACCUCAAAAUCGCCGGCAGGGCGAUCACGGUGGCGUUAGAAAGGUAGCUUCCCUCCUUCGCAAAGCCGCAAACCCCGAGAUCGAUCUUACUGUCACACCUCACAAACCCUAUUCACCCGUGGACCGCGUUGAUCUGAACCUUGACUGGGUGCAUGAUAAGUUCGACGGUGGGCGUGAUGCACGUGGAGCUCGUGGCUCUCGCCCCCGCCGUACAAACUCGCCUGAUCGCAGCGGUCGCGCCUUGACCAAGGUCCGCGUUGAGAACCUUCACUACGACAUUACCGAAAGCGACUUGGAGGACCUCUUCGGACGCAUCGGCCCCGUUACCGCCCUUUCCCUCGUCUAUGACCGCGCUGGACGCUCCGAGGGCGUCGCCUACGUCACAUACCAACGCCUGGGCGAUGCCCACGAGUCUAUCCGCGAAUUCGAUGGCGCCAACGCCAAGGGCCAACCCAUUCGCCUCAGCCUCGUUCCCGGCCGCCGGGAACGAAACCCUGAUCGCAACACCCUUUUCGACCGCGUAGAGCGCCCUGGCCGUGACUCGCGCAGCCAAAGCCCUGGUGGUGAGGAGGGCGCAGAUGGCUCCCGCCGUAGCCGUCGCAGUGACGUCUCCAAACCCGCUCCCGAUGGAAUCGACCACUAUAUCCCCGGAUCCCGCCAGCGCUCCCCUCGUCGGGGUGGUGGUGGAGGUCGUCGUGGUGGCCGUGAUGGUCGGGAUAACCGGGGCCGCAAUGAGAGAGGAGGUCGUCGUGGGGCAGAUGACCGUCCCCGCAAGACGCAGGAGGAAUUGGAUCAGGAGAUGGAUGACUACUGGGGUGGAAACAACGCCGCGACCGAGACUGCUGAGAAGCAACCCGAGACUGCUGCCGCACAGCCUCAGGCUGCUACGGCCUCAGCGGCUGCUCCUGCUGCGCCUGCUGCCGCAGAUGACGACAUUGACAUGAUCGAGUAA